AUGCCCCUUCAGUCAGACAUCCUCCGUGAGGUGUGGACAUCAGAUGGGUAAGUACAAGGACCCUCCACCCUUAGGUGUGGGUAGAUAGUUGCUAGGGACGACUCCUAGCAACCUGAGCAGGAAGUGAGAAGGGGCCGUAUUUUAUCAGUUCCUUCAGUGCAGGCUCCAGGGUGUUUAUUUUGUGGGGGCGGGCGGGUAGGCUUAAGUAAGAUGCUCCCACUCAUCCCUGCUCUCAAGUGGGCUCACCACCUCCUCCUCCUCAGCACCGUCACUGCCAUGCAUUUGCUUGGCCUCUUCCACUGGGCUCCAUCCACACAAUUCCCCAGAGGGCAAGUGCAAGGCUAGUGGAGGAUAUUGCUCAGUCACUGCUUGCAUGCUCAGAGGACAUGGGAGAACAGGCAAGGGCAGAAAGAAGGAGAAGGAAGAGCAGGGUUGGGAAGUUUCAGGGAUCAGUCAUGAGUCCCUUUCAGGGCCAUGAACCUCAGCAGGCGCCCAGUGAAUGUCUAAGGUUCUUCUGACCUCACCAUGGUAGGCAUGGUGGGGAAGCUCUUAGUGCGGGGUGAUAUAUUCUGUUCUAGGGCAGACAAAGAAGAUCAUAAUUUUUUUAAAAAAGAUGAAUCUGCUGGAGGGGAGGAAGAACAUACAUAUUUUCUGUAAGCUGGACACCUUCACUAGGAACACAAUCAGCUUUCUGGCACAUUGGGACCAAGUGGGUUAGAUGUCCUAUGGUAGUCACAUGGAAAUGUUGCAUCAAUCUCUGGCCUGAAUAUAAAUCUAAUGAACAAAAACCACUUUAAGCCUCUGUGUUUGAAAACAUUCUUAGCUCUUAGCUCUUGAAUUGUAAUGAGAUUUUAGAAAUACGAUAUUAUUAUCCUUGCCGAAGAAGAGUUAGGCAAAUUAAGAAAAAUGAAAUGUGGAUCUAAUUAAUUGAGUCAUUUGUUUUGAUCUUAGGUUAUACAAAGCAAUGAUCGCUGUAAAGGAAAAAUUUAGCAUUGUACAUUAUAGUUGAUUGAAUUUUACAUUAAAUUAUGUUGUGGAAUAUGUUGUACUUUAAAGAGGCAUAAUCUGAAUCCUGGAAUACUGUUCAUUAGGGGAGGGGGUUGAUUUAUCCUUUAAUCAGUAUUUGUUCCGUCAUACAGUUUGGUAUGAAAUAUAUAUGCAUCACCUCCUGCAGCUUAAAUUCCAUUUAAUUUAUAGGUACUAAGGGAAUAUAGCAGAGCCAAAACAAAAAUGAAAGUUCAUCCCAGUGUUCUGUUCUUUGAAUUGCAAGGCCCUGCCCCUUUGGCUCUCAUUGGAUCCAGUUAAUGUUAUUAUUUUAUUAAUUUAUUAAUCCCCUUUCAUGUGAAUCUCAUGGCAAUUUACAAAUGCACCAUAAAAACAAUUAAAAGUACUAUUCAAAACAGUACAGAAAUAUAGCUAACAAUAGGCUCCCGCAACCAAAAUCCAUCUAAAAGAUAGGCUACUGCUUAUAAGUUGUUUGGGACAGUUGGAAAUUUGUCUCUAAUUUUUAGGAGUUACAUGCAUCUAUAAAACAUCAAAUAACUCAAAGAGCCAUUCAGAAUGAUAUUGCAUUUAUUGGUACUUCCCAGCUGUCUUUGUUACAUGUCCAUUAAAUACCAAGGCUACUGCUUGGAGAAAUAUCUAACCUACCUUUAGGCCAUAGCAAUACUCAGAGGACAUUUACUAAGCUGAGUCAUGAAACAAUGUAAUGUAGGGUUUUAGAUGGGUUUUACACAAAAACUGCCCCCACCCCUGCACCAGAAAGUGCUGAAUUUGUGGUGAGCAAUAUAAUGAAAACUAACCACAUUCUAUGCUGUCCUGACAUCUUCACAAAGCUCCAAUAAAUUGUCUUGAGAUGCUUCUAUAUUAAAUUUAAUGUUGGGGUGCAUGACAAAAUAUUACUUUUUUAUUGAAUAGUGCAGGUAUGUAAAUAGCUAAAAAGGUGACUGGUCAGACCAAGAAAUUGGGUAUUUUGUGAAGGGGGUAACUUUUAAAUAUGCAGUGGUGGUAAGAGAGUGAGGAAGACCCUGAUGGGCAUCUCAUCUCAACCAUGAACCCAUCUGGUCACUCAGGCGAGGCACAAGCUCUCAGCCUGAACCUCCCCCUGCCACCAUCUUGUCUGCUAAUCUACCUAGGGCAAACAUGGGGAACCUGUGACCCUCCAGAAGUUUACCAGUAUUUAUCAGUCGACUACCAGUAAAUCCCACUACAAUUCCCAUCAUCCACAUGCUUGCUGGAGCAGAUGGAUGUUCAUCAACAUCCAGAGGGCCACAGGUUCCCCAUCCCAGACCUACAGGGCUGAUGAAAGGAUUCGGACAAGUCAAUGGGUGUGAAGCUCUUUAGAGCAUGAUAUAAAUGCUAAGUAUUAUUAGUGUGAUGGGUUUCAACCCCAUCCUAGAAAUCUCUAUUGUUACUGGCAUUUGUUGUGAUUCACAGGGAUGCCCACCACCAAGAAGGUGUGGUGGCCCAAGCAAGGGGAGGUCAGAGGUUUAUGGUUUCAAAGGCGCCAGCACCUUGGAGGGAGUCCAAGGUGUGGGUUCAGGACCAUGGAGAGUGCUCAUGCAGCUGAAGCCAAAGAUCCAAGUUGCCUUAGCAAAGUCCUGGUUUUAUAAUGAGGCUAGGCCACCAUUAACAGGAUGCCCCAUCCACUGAGGGCUGCCUUCCAGCUAGUUAUAGGGCAACUGCCUUCUGCUCUAGCUAUUGGCUUGUUUGGGGUAAUGAGAUUUCUCUGGUGGGCAUCUCUCUUCAGGGCUCUCUUGACAUCCCAAGGAGUCAGACCACUAGCCAUCAUAGUCCAGUGACAGGGGUGGCUCCUCCAGGAAGCUCUGGUGUCUACAAACCCACAUGGGACAGUCUAGGAACUAGAACUAUCUCCUAUUCAGAGCUGCAAUUGCACUGUCUUUGAGGAGCUGUGUUGAAGAACCAUCAUAUCAGUCAUGUGGAAAAUACAAAAAAACUUGUGGGCAUGAGUAGCACUGAUUCCACAAUAAAAUCCCUUCUGGAAGCACCUGUGAAUUUCUGGAAGCACCAUAGAUAAGCUAUAAUGCCACCUGCUGACACGAGAAAGGAUCACACAUAGUUUCUGGGCACCAUGGCUGUGCUCAGGCUCAUUUAAUUAUUGGAGGAUAUCAUAACAUGGCUAGGAAUUCCUCCAUAAAUAUGUUCAGGUAAUAACCUAAAGUAAGCCUGCCUAAUACCUCAUAUUUGCUUUCCCUGUCUUCCUCUCCAUCUUCCCUCAGUGCAAGUGAGGAACCUGGGAGCCCUCAGCAGCAGAGACUUAAUAAGCAGGUAGGAAAAUCUGUCCCACCCACCCUUAUUACCUGGUUUCUUUUCUAGGCUGCAAUGUGUCUGUCUAAGCUCUGGCUUCUCUUUGGGGCUCCUAUUACAGCAGCGGCUAAUGUUAGUUGUUUGAGCCGGUGUGUGAGAUCCUGUCCAUGUCUAGCAAUGAACUGAAGUGAUGCUUCAUUUCUUCUGAGCAACUGAUGAUUUUGAAAAAAAAUAAUUGAGAAAGGUGGUUGCUAAAUAAUACACCAUUGUGCAAAGUAAUUGAAACAAACAAUGGAUUUAGUAGUUUAUUGUACAAAACUCACAUAUAUGUACAUUAGUAACGGAUAUGACCUCUGAUAUUUUUAAGCAGCAUUUGAACAUGGUUUGGCAUGGAGUCUGCUAGUUUCGAACAGUCCCUGUUGAUUUUCGGGUCCCUGUACCACACUUGAAUCAGCGCCUGAAUGAGCUUCUCCAUAGUCAUACAGUCUACAGCAAGGAGGUGACUUUUGCAUAUAGCCCACAAAUUCUCAAUGGGAUUUACGUCUGGGGAAUUCCCUGGUCAAUCAAGUACCUGUAUUUGCUGCUCUGUCAUGAAUUUCUUCACCACUUUUGAUGUGUGACAGGGGGCUAGGUCCUGCUGCAAUAUCCCAGUACCGUCAGGGAUAUCUUUUCCAGCUCUGGAAUAACUCUCUUUAGUAGAACCUCAAUAUAUUGUGGCGAGCGCAUCAUUCCUUCUAUUGGCUGCAGGCUUCUGACACCAUAAUGACCAACUGACUUUUCGUGUUUAUUUUGAGUACAGCAUUACGAGUAAGAUAGAAAAUAUGCUUUGUUUCAAUUAAUUUGCACAAGGGUGUAGCAAAGGUGAGGUCCCUGGACCUAAUUAUUACCAUGAAGCUGGACAAAGGUGCAGGAAAUUUCUGCAGCUCAUACUUCAAGAGGGUAUAUGGUGCAAGAAAUUCCUCAAAGCAUAUUUCAGUGAAGACUGGUUUAUCUCAAAAACAUCAUUUUGAAUGUGCUUGAAGAAUGUGGGUCCAGUGGGGUCACAGUAACCAAGCCCAAAACUUUGUUUCUUACAUUUGUACUGCACACUUCCUCCAAAAGAGCUCGGGGCAACAGAUACACAGGAGGUUGUCCUAUUUUAUCUUUACAACAGCCCUGUGAGCCUUAUGCUGAGGGAUAGUGACUAGCUCAAGGACAUUCGGUAAUCUUCUUGGCUAAAGUGGGCAUUUGAACCCACAUCUCUCCAGUACAGAUCUCUAUUCAUCACCCCACAGUGACUCCACUGUAGAAACAUCUAGUCCAGGUCAGAUCUUGGACCAUGUCCUGUUUCCUCCUUGUUUAGGCAUAGGGUUGGAUGAGCCAGUCUGAGCCAAUGAAAUAAUUUGUUUACCAAUAGUGUGGCACAAGAAGACCAUAGGUGUCUCCAGGCGCUAGGUUGCAGCUUUGCAUUAGCACCUUUCUUGCACAAGAUACAUGACUUCCCGUUUGAUCAAUCAUAUAUAUAGCCCUUGAUAAAUGGGAUUAGAUGCAGGGCACCUAAUCUGAUCCAUCUGCUUCUUCCUCUGCACCGUUGCUCCGAGUGACCUCAAUCUCAGAAGAACAGAGUUGUUGUUACAGGCUAUUUAUGAGCACCUUUUGGCUCACGAUAUUCAUUCUAUACUGCCAGUGUUUCAUAGGUAAACACAGCCAUAUUUGUCAUGGUCUUCUUACUCUCUGUGUGAGACGGUAUACUGGUGAGCUGUCCACUGAUGCCUCAAAUGCAAUAUAUUGUUCAGGACACCCACAUUUAGGCACAUGUAUGUAUAUGCAUCUGACUGUGCAGAUUAGUUGAGGUCUAGGGUAGUUUUAAUCCUUCCCCCUAAUUCUGAUGUGCGGGCAGUGAGUGCCAUUGUUUAUGUAGCUAGAAUGUGACCACUCAUACUAAAAAAGGAAGGUAUCAACAGGCUUGGAAGUGGGGGAAUCAAGGUUUGAAGAAGGAUUGUUUUUAUAUAUAUCUCCAGUGGGGGGAAGUGAUACACAAAACAGCCCAAUGAGGACUGAGCAUGCUCAGUGGCCAUGGAAUGCUGACCGAUUCCUGGACCAGGAAGCAGAAUACUGAGUGGGAAAGGAACAUUCUCAACAAAAGCACUCCACAUAUUGUGUGUCUGCCCCUUAUGCCCUUUCUGGAAGCCAAUAUGAAAGUUUAAAGCUGCUGAGGCUCUAAGAUGAUUCUUUUAAAUAAGAGGCAGCUGAAAAUACUGAGACACACAAGCCUUUAGUUGACAUAAGGAAAGAAGGUGGGACAUAUCACUCUCCACUCGCGUAUACUUGUGCCUUCCUUUUAUUACACAACAAGCGGGAGCUGCAACAAAAUGUUGCAACGUGGAGUGUUCCUGUCAAGGACAUUACACACACACACACACACACACACAGAGAGAGAGAGAGAGAGAGAGAGAGAGAGAGAGAUGCCCAUUCCUUACAAAAGGUCUUCUAGUAUCAGUCUUUGUUUCUUUGUCUAAUGGUCAGUGUUCUGUACAAUGCAAAUCCCUAUAGGGCUUUAGUUACCUAAGCAUUUCCAUAAGCAGAUGAAUCGGUGGCCAGUUCAGGCAGAGUUAAACAUCUUCCAACAUUUAAAGGAAAUGUGAAAAUGCUCCCAAGGUAGACUGAAGGAAUGGAUCACUAUACACAAGCUCUCAUUAAGCCCCUUAGAAAGAAAAUAAUGCACAUUGCAAUCCCUCCCUAGUGGCUUUAAAACAUUUAUUUUCUUUGAACCUAGAUAUACUAGCUAUUUCCAGCUACAGUCCAAUUUUAAAAAAUAAAUGAAUAAAACAAAAAUGAGUAAAUAUGCUUCCCCUCAGCCUGCUGGGACAGGAUUGAACCUAGAAUAUUGUAUUUGGAAGGAAGUCACUCUCCCCAUUAAUGCAACACAGAGAGGGAAAUUAUGACCUUUCAGAUGUUGAGUUAGAAGCUCAUAUUGUAACAAUGCUGAGAUAAAUUAUAUCUACAUAUGCCAAGAGUUCUCCAUAUUGGAGUGCAAUAUUUUCUCAGUAGCAGUAUUCCUUUUUUAACCUGACCAAGUUAAUAAACAUGUUCUUAUUUGUUUCCCUGUUUGCCAUCAAUUGGGGACCUGGUUGGUAAGUUGUGUUAUUCUUGUUAUUAUUGCUGUUGUUAUUUUUAUUGGGGUGCUUUGAAUAUAACCUUCUAUCGUCUGUCAGUCUUCUGCUUUAUAUUUUGUUUGCUCUGCAUUUGGGCACCUCUUAAGAUAACUCAACAAAAUUUGGCAUCAUGGUACCUGAGAGCACAUUUUUAUCUACGUUUGGAUACAAUUCGAUUCCAUUUUGAAUCAAGAUGGUGAGCUAAAUCUUUCAAAACUGCACUCUUUUUUUAAAAAAAAAAUCUUAGGAUUCCCAAGCAGUGCCAGGUACAAGGCUGUAGUACUUAAUAAACUGUUUUUUAAAAAACACAUAAAUAACCCUUAUAAUGAGAUUAGUGUUGUAUGAACUCUGCUUGUCAAGUUUAAGAAGGCAUAUUUUAUUGCAAUUUAAGCUUUUCUCUGCACUGGAAGAAGGUCAAGGUUUUAUCCACCACCACUGCAAAAUAAAAGUCUUCAGUAGACUAUUUUUGUGUAGGUGAGGAGACACUACAGAUGUUACCUCUGUGAGGAGCAUUCCGGCACAGCUUCUGGCUUAAAUUAGUAACAUGGUUCUGCUCUUGCUAUGUUGUUUAUAUGUGAGAAGCUGAGGUAAAUGUUCUCAUGUUUUCUCUCUCCCUUCAACUUCACAUUCUGUCAACUGGAAGUACUGUUACCAAAAACUGGAUGUCAAAUGUUAACUAUGAAUCUUGGCUAUUGAAUAUUCAGUGGAUAUUUUACUUCAGAAGUCACAGUAGAGUAUUUAGGCAGCAAUCCUAUGCUCACUUCCUUUGGGAGCAAGCCCUGUUGGAUUCAAUAACUUCUAAGUAAACAAGUAUAGUAAUGUGAUGUUAGUGAAGUAACUUCUCUCAAAACUCUAAUAACCAUUACCUCAGAGAGGUGAUAUGUUGGUUUAUUAUUGUUUCUGAAGUGGUGAGGUCCAUGUAAAAACCCUUGACACAGAAGGACUGGGCAUUAGCACAGCAAGGUGUCUAAGAAUGCAGCCACACCAGUUGCUAAUGGUGGUAUUAAAAAAAAAUCCUUCAUGAAGAUUAGCCACCAUAUCUUUUUGAGUUAAAUAGUUCUUCAGCAGUUCCACAGUGAACCAUUCCUACUUUUCUGCACCACUCAUAAAUCAGUACCUUACUCCCUUCUACAAAAACAUUGUCAUGGUGCUGCCAUUUAAGAAUUUCAGGAAACUAGUAGCUAGUUCAUAUGGUUCUUUGUGUCUCUUCAACUGACAAUAAUAUGUCAUGGUGUGACUAGGUUCAGAGGUCUCCUCAGACUGCAUUCAGACACACUGGCGCAACAACUGCACUCCUCCCAGCUGUCUGGAUAUCAUGACUUAAGUACACAUCAGUGGGUUGCUGUUUUUAGUUGCAAUUUUGUUAAAACUCCCAAUAACCAUUACCUCAGAGAGGUGUUGUAUGUACUGGCAGCUGGAUAGAGGACACCACACCAACAACUGGUGCAUAUGGCAAUAUUGACUUUAACCUUGCAGUUUUCUGGGAAAUCUCCACACACUAUUUCAGCAUACGCAUUUGCAUUUUCUGCAACAUAUUUAGAGAGCAAUACACAUUCAUCACCCUAUGGCAAAAAUUCCAGAUGACUCAACAGAGCUGAGUAGCACCUUUCCUUAUUCGCUUUUUUACCACUACAUAAACCAGACGGUUUAGUUUCUUCAUAGGUAUCAGUGAGCCACCUAGUGGUGCUAAUUGUGAUGCAGCCUAAAAUAAUUGAGAUGGGUGUAUUUGACUCUGCCCUAUUCAUCAUUGUUCAGUUGCUGUGUAGUUUCGUCACAUUUUCGUUGGUUGCUUGGUUGUGAAAUUUAAAACGUGCCCAGAAUUAUUUGGGUGACAGGAGCAAAUUUCUUAACUACAAUUAUUUUAAAAAAUAAUUGACUUGAGAUAAAUGCAAAACAAAGUAUUGUUUUCUUUUUUAAAGUCUCCCCCCCCCCCCACUUUUCUCUUCAGUUUAAAUCAUUAUUAUUAUUUAUUGACUUUAUAUACCGGGUCUCAGGGCAGUUCACAGAAUAAAAUAAAGAUAUAAAACCACAAAAUACCUAAUAAAAAUAAAAACAGCAACCCAACCCCCCCCCCCAAAAAAAACAUUUUAAAGGGCAUAGGAUGUAAAUCGGAUUAACCAAAGGCCUGGUUAAAAAGAGCGUUUUUGCCUGUCGCCUAAAGGUGUAUAAUGAAGGCACCAGGCGAAUUUCCCUGGGGAGAGCAUUCCACAGACGGGGAGCCACUUCUAGCCUUGAUGGUUAUAAGACACCUCACCAUGAUAAUGUGCUUAUGGUUUAUUCCCUAUUUAAAACAAACAAAAAACACCCAGAAGCCACAUAAAAAAGACCCUAAAUCUCUUUUCGUUUUUACCAACCUUAUCAUUCUAAAGGCAUGAUUCAUGAGUUUUAAGCAUGUGGGAUUGGCAGGAGCGGACUGGUUUUGCAUACUGGCCGCAUGGGGCUUGUCUGUUUAUUCUGACACACACCCAGUUACUAUCCUGGUGCCUGCAAGGCCCUCCUCAACUAAAGGCUGUGUGUCUCAUCUACUCCUCCCUGCAUUGUUCAGUUCUGAGUGGGCCUGAGUUACUACAUCUUUUCGCGCUUUGCAAAUAUGAGAGUGCUUUGUUUACUUCACGGUUUUGAUUCAGGGCCAACUCAACUCACUUGCUUUUGUAAGCAUGUUGCAUAUGCACACAUAUUGUGUGGUUGGUUCAUGUUCUCACCAGCAGAUGCCAAGCUGGAGAAGGGGAAAAAAUCCGCACCCAAUAUAAAUUAACCAGCUUAACCAUUUUGCUUAUUUUCCCUUUCCAUUAGCAUUUUCACCUUGGGAUUAUUUUAGUAGCAAAGACUCAAAAUGUAAAUUGAGUGGCAAGAAAGACAUUAAGUUCAGGAAUAUGUUAUGGUAGUCACUUAUUGCUGAAUGGGGGGGGGGAGGAACAAGAUUUGCAUUAAAAUGGCAUGUGCUGAUUCGUAUAUACAGAUUCAAUUUUAGAAAUAAUUACCGUAAUUUAACUAGAAAUGCAGUACAUCUCACUACAGUGGGGAAAGACCUGGUGACCUGUGCCCUUUGUUGGCCUACUCUAUUGAUGGGCAACUUCAAAGCCCCUGCUCUCUCUUAUUGUGGGCCUUUAAUUUUUUUAAAAAAAAUUGGACUUGGCCCAGAUAGCUCAUCAAAUGAAAAAGGUGGACAGUCCCUUAGGAAGGAUACUUACUUACAAAGGUGAAGGAAUAAUAGUCCUGGAGAUGUGCAUGACCACAGGGAGUCAUGCUCAGCCUUCUUUUGGCUUAUAAAUCAGUGCUGCUCAUUUGAAUCACCUGAAUGUGAGAUUGUUUCCAACAGUGCCCCAUCCCCACACUUUUCAUCAGUUUACUUUGCUGCACAAUUUUCUUUCCAUUGUAGCCUAAUAGCAGGGCAGAGAAGAGCGGUGGGAAUAGUAAUGCUCUCGGUCCCUCUCCGCUCGCAACAUACACAGCCCUCAUCCUUUUUAUUGGACCGUGGUGGUCGGUACUGGUGGAGCAGAAGGCAGAGAGGUGUAGCCAGAGUCCAUGACAGGCAGCCCUGUCCCCUGAAUGGUUGUAUAAUAAGGAAGCAGGCUGAGGUUGGUGGGACAGAGUCCCAAUCACCCCUAUAGACCAGGCUCCACUGCUACUAGAUUUUAUUAGAAAGUUCAUCUGUUAUCCACAGUUCUCCUAAGAAAUUGCCUUAUACCAGGUCAGACUAUUUGGCCAUCCUAAUGCAGUACUGGCUCUCUGGGGUCCCCAGCAGAGACCUUUCCCUCACCUGGUACCUUUUAAUUAUAAGAUGCCAGGGUUGAACCUUCCACAUUCAAUGCCUCUGCUUUGCUACAGAGGUCUCUCCACAUUCUGGUUACAUAGGAGAAGUCCCGCUUCCAUUUGAGCAUGUUUUGGAUCAGUGGUUCAAUCAGGGCAGGACUUUGAGGCUGAUGUCCAGGGUCCCCAAACGCAGCAGGGCUAGCUUACCACAUUUGGUAGGAAGGGCACGCUACUGUCAUCUAAAGAUGGAGCCUCCGCAUAAGUCUAAAAUUACUGAACUAUGCCACUCUCUCCUGAGUUUACAGGACCUUGGAAUUCUUCUCUGUUGCAAAGCUUAGGGCAACAAGAUGGUAAAGAUUUCAACACACCUGUCAGGUGAACAUAAGAACAUGAGCAGAGCCAAUUGGAUGAGGCCAAUGGCCCAUCUAGUCCAACACCUUGUUCUCAUGGUAACCAUCAGGGCUUGCUUCCUUCUCUCAAAACUGGGGCCCCUUCCUAACAAGAAUGGGGCACAAGUUUAUCAAAACAAGAUACAGUGCACUGUUUAUGGGCUACGCUUGCUGUGUAGGCUUUGGACUACCAUUUCCCCAAAAGCCCAAAGCCAUUUCCCCAAAGCCUCCCAACCUAUUAUCAGAGAACAAGGCAGCACGUCACCAGGCUACUCUCAGCAGUUGUCUGGAAGAGGGUCAUUUGGGGGGGGUCAUUUCAGGAGAGAGAUGUUGCAUUGGUUUUCACAACCCAUGUCCCCUCAUGCAGCCUCACCUGCUGGAGCAGAAGCCAAAGAAGAAACGGCAGGAGGCUACUUCACUGGAGGCCAAGCCAAGAAAGACCAGAGUGAAAAAGCAGGAGGAAUCAAGCCCUGCGGAAGAGCCAAGUGCCCCCCGACCAGGUAAGGGACACAACCAAUGUUCCAGGUAUUGUGGUAGAUUAGCACAGGAAGCUGCCAUAUGGUGAUCCAGACCACUUGUUCCCAUAUCUGGCAGUGACUCUCCAAGGCCUUCCCCAAGAGUCUUUCCCAACCAUGCUACCAGUUAUGAAACCCUAUGUAUGCAAAGCCUGUGAUCUAAUACUGAGCAAUGGGCUCUCCCCUUUUCAGGUACCUCCCCACAGGAUAAUAUCCUACACCCCGCAGCCAAACCAGAAGUAUGGCAGUGUCAUCUCAAGCACUGGUACACAAACAAGUUUCAUGCCGGCCCUACUGCUGUCUCCAUCAGUCAGCAGGCACACAGGAGCUGGCUCAGGUGGCCGCAGUUUUCAUGGCUGGGUUGCAAAAGGUGAUUUAGGCUGCAACCCUAAUACCAGCCGCUGCCCAGAGGGGUUUAUGAUGGAGCCACAUCUACAACCCUACCAUGCACAAGUGGCUGGGGCAGAAGCUAAUUCUUUUUCCUCCAUGUGUUUGUUUUUUCCACUAUUUGCUGCUGAGGCGGCCAGAAGUAAACCCCCCGGGAAACAAAGGAGCUGGGGAGAAGUGCUUUUCAGGAAGGAAAGACUGGAAUGGGAUGAGCUCAGUUUCCUCCUCCCACUAGCUCCUACAAUACUUUAAAUACCCAUUUUGCAGGAAUUUGGUAUGAGCCCACUUAUGCCAUGCUCCUGGAGCACCUAGAAUCAUAGAAUCAUAGAAUCAUAGAGUUGGAAGAGACCACAAGGGCCAUCGAGUCCAACCCCCUGCCAAGCAGGAAACACCAUCAGAGCACUCCUGACAUAUGGUUGUCAAGCCUCUGCUUAAAGACCUCCAAAGAAGGAGACUCCACCACACUCCUUGGCAGCAAAUUCCACUGUCGAACAGCUCUUACUGUCAGGAAGUUCUUCCUAAUGUUUAGGUGGAAUCUUCUUUCUUGUAGUUUUCUCCUUUCUUGUACCUUUCCUCCUUACUUUCUAGGCAUGGUCCACAUUUUAAAACUCCAUGUACAAACACCACUUUUUUCUGCUCUGGAGCUUUCCCUAUGAAGACCCACUCUUUAAAACUGAAUUGGAGCAAAAUCUGUGGAAAGCCCGAAUAGCCGUUUGCUCUGGUUCAGCCAGUUUUCGCAGAGAAAGCUCCAGAAGAAAAGAAAGGGUGCUCGGAUACAGAGCUUUAAAGUGCAAACCUGUGCCUGGAAAGAGCAGGGAUAAGCCCUCAGUUUGGCCCUUGCCCUGAUGUUGCAGCCAUAGUGCAGUCGCAGUGUCCUAAUCUGCUUCAUCCAGGAGAGGGCAGAAACACAACAGGCAGGCAGCUCAGCCAGAAGGACAUUGCACACAGCCCCUCACACCACUGGCUCCUGUGAAAUUAUCCUUUUACCACAUGUAGCCAAAGCUUCCUGGUAUUCCUUCUCUUCAAAUGAGAGCACAGGGCAAACUCUUUCUGUUCUCACACAGGUAAGGUGUUUGCCACUCUCCCAAUGGCCCAGCUGUGAGAGCGCUUGUUCCCAAAACACCAGUUCUGUGAGUUACUUGGGGCUCCUCCAGACGACCUGUUUAUUGCAUCAAUCAUCCUGAUUUGCUUGCACAAAGCUUAUAUGAAGGUUCGGUUACAACUGCUCUUUAAUGAGCGUUGAUUAGCAUUCAUCUUGAUUUGCUUGCAGGAUGUUUUUCUGUCUUCUUUGAUAGUUGUUCAUUCAUUCUGUCACUUUCCAAACUACAACAGGUCUGAUGCUAUUUAAAAGUGGGUUUGUUAGGGAGACAGGACGCUUUAAAUGCAAUUCCCCAUUAUGUGCUAGAAUCCCUCCUGCAGAAUACUGACAGUCUUGGAGGCACCCUUGCACUUAUAAAAUGUGCAGCCUCACAAAUCCUAAGACUGGCUUUCAGACAGGCCAUUUUCACAUCACUGCACCCCUCCCCCUCAUAGAAACACAGGAAACUACCUUGUACCGAACCAGACCCUUGGUCCAUACAGCUCAAUAUUGUCUACACGGAUAGGCAGAGGUUCUCUGGGAUUUCAGUCAGGGAGUCUUUCCUGCAUGUAGAUCCUUCUGCAUGUAAAACUGAUGCUCUGCCACUGAGCUACAGCCUCCCUCCCUCCUGUUAUCUGCCAUUGUAUGCACACCCCUAGUGCUCUUUUCUCAUCCAUCCUGACUCUGGUGUCUUCUGUCAUAAGCGGCUGUCAAAAAAGUGAGAAAGAAAAAGGAAGAGAAGCCAGAAGAAGAAGGUGAGAAGGACCCACCUGCCAAAAGCACCAAAGAGCCCAGGAAGAAGAAGGAAGCUGCCUCUUCUCAUCUCGUUGUGACCAAGGCAUCAAAAAAGAAACAAGGUAAGAUGCUCCCCAUUCUGUGCUCCAGCCAGUGUUUUGAGCAGCAGCAGAGGAUGUUCCAUUUCCCCGCCUCUAAUUUCCAGCACUUGAAUGUUUUUCUUCAAGAGAUUUGAGGGGUGAGUGUGUUGAGGGCAGAGGCUGUUAUGCUAAAAGUCUCCCAGAGCAGAAAUACACAUGUCAAAGUUUCAGUUAUUCAGUGUGGCUGCCCAUUUGUCAUUAAAAGUGUGCAUUUCAUUUGUUCAUCCAUUGUUAUGGUAAAAAAAAUAAUGAAUGGGAAUUUGUGUGAAUGGAAAUGAAAUGAGCAUUCAUUCAUUCAUUCAUUCAUGGGAGCCCUUUUUCUUAAAUUGUUCUGCAUCAAAGAAAUAGGCUAGGACACUAUGUACAGUUCACAGAAAGGUCACAGAGACAUCUGUUCUGAAGCAAAAGAGGCAGAGGUGAAAUUAUUGAUAAAAUGAACAGUUAAUGAAACAUGAUUAGUAUUAAUCCAUAAGCAACUUGCCAGUCCUCUUUCCUCCACCACCACUACCUUUCUCUGUCCUGUCUUGCUACUCUCCUCUUCCUCCUUAAAACCUCUUGGAAUCUCUACCCCCUCCUUUGGGUUACCAUUACAGGGAGGUAGGUUAUAGCAACAAUGAUUGUUUAUGCAGUGUCAAAGUCCUCAGCUCCAAAACUAAAGGUAUAUAUCAAGGUGCAAUGCGACUAGGUUCUGUUCAUAAUAACAUUUGUAUCAAUUGAUGUGGUUUUUUCUUCUCAUUUCCCUUCCUUAACGGCUGUUUGUCCAAAUUUCAAACUUCUAGAGGACUCUGAUGAAGAUGAUGAUGAUGAUGAUGAAGAGGAGGAGGAAGAUGAUGUAGAAAGCGAAGAUCCUCCAAAAAAACCCAAAAGGAGGAUCCACAAAGAUGUUCCAUCUGCUGGCAUUAAGGAAAGGAAGCCCAAAAGUAAAGGUCAGUGGCUUUCAGUGGCCAUCUUUAAGCCAUAGAUACUGGCUGAAGAGUCACUUCCUAUUCCUUAGGAGCCCCUGGAAACCGUAAUUCUGUGAGGAAGACCAGGAAUCUUUCUCACAGUAGACAUCCAGAUGCCUGUGGGAAACCCACAAACAGGAUUCAAGCACAAGAGCGCUCUCUCCACCUUUGGUUUCUAGCAACUGGUAUUCAGAAGCAUCACUGCCUCCAACUGUGCAGGCAGAGCAUAGCCAUCAUGGCUAGUAGCCAUCAGUAGCCCUCUCCUCCAUGAAUGUGUCUACUUCUCUUUUAAAGCCAUCAAGCUUGGUGACCAUCAUUGCCUCCCGCGGGAGAGCGUUACACACACACACACACGGCACAUGACUUUUAUGUCCUGCAGGAAAUAUGGUUAAGGAAAGGCAUUUGAGGGUGAGCUAUAAUGGAGACUCAUAUGUUUUGCAAUCACCUCCCCUUUCUCAUCCUAUAGCCAUCCUUUUCCCCCUUCCCUUGCUUUCUGCUCAUCACCCAUAUGUUUAGAUUGAAGCCAGGCUCCAUCAACCACCUCCUACUGCCCCUGAACUAUUUCCAUUCCAGCUGGCCAUUGCAAGAAAUACUAUUUAUCUUAAAAUAAUUUGUGCCCAUGUCUGCUUUUUUCUUCUUCCCUCCUUGUGCCUUUCUCCUUUUGUCUCAUGACUUUUAGAUAACCCUACAGGCAGGGAGUGUCUUGUCUUGAUUGAUUCAGCCUUUUUGGCUCCAAGCGGGCACAAGAGCACUAAAUGAAUUAAAAACUCUUACCUUUCUUCAGCAAUGUUUCUCCAUUUUUAUUGUUUCCAUUCUUUGAGUCUCAUUGACUUCUGUUGCACUGCAUCUUCCAGGCACAGUCCUGCACUUUAAAGCUUUGCGUUCAAGAGGAGCUGUUGUUAUUGUUGUCCCAGCGCUUUCUCCAGGGAAACCUGCAUUUCACCACUGAAUCAGAGCAAGUGUUCAUCCACAGAAAACCCAAUUGUCAUUUGCCCCAAUUCAGCGGUAAAACGUGGGUUUUCCUGGGGAAAGCACCAAGACAACAAACAAACAAACAAACAACACUGCUCAGACAUGCAGCUUUAAAGCUCAAACCUUUGCCUAGAAACCUGGCAAAAAAUGAAGCCUGGAGGAGUCCCUGCUGUAUCCUCCUCUGCCCCAUCUGCCCCAAUCCAUCUCCCUUGACUGUUCUCUCUUCAGCCACUUUCCAGUUGCUGUCUUUUCCAACCUCUUGAUGAAACCCUUUAUUGAUCAUUUCCCCCUUGGACAGGAGACAAAGCUGAAGCUGAUGUCAAGACAAGAACUGUCAGGACGCUGAAGAAGGAACCAGUGUCUGUCUUCCAAGUCAAUGGGGACAAGAAAGAGAAAAAAGUUAAAAAGAAAGGUGAAACACACACACACACACACACACACACACACACACACACACCACUGAGAUCUGCUUUGUGGUUCCCCCAGCUCCACCCUCUGCAGGAUUCCCUUUAGCUGUUGGUGACCAUACAUUUAAAGCAGCAUUAUACCACUUUAGACAGUCAUGGGUUCCCCCCCAGGAAUUUUAGGAGCUGUAGUUUGUUAAGGAGCUGUAGUUUGGGAUGCGGGUGACGCUGUGGGUUAAACCACAAAGCCUAGGACUUGCCAAUCAGAAGGUCGACAGUUCAAAUCCCCGCGACGGGGUGAGCUCCUGUUGCUCGGUCCCUGCUCCUGCCGACCUAGCAGCUCGAAAGCACGUUGAAGUGCAAAUAGAGAAAUAGGUACCGCUCCGGCAGGAAGGGAAACGGCGUUUCCUUGUGCUGCUCUGGUUCGCCAGAAGCGGCUUAGUCAUGCUGGCCACAUGACCCGGAAGCUGUAUGCCGGCUCCCUUGGCCAAUAAAGCGAGAUGAGCGCCGCAACCCCAGAGUCGGUCACGACUGGACCUAAUGGUCAGGGGUCCCUUUACCCUUUACCUUUAGUUUGUUAAGGGUGCUGAGAGUUGUUAUUCUUCUCAAAUAAUUUGGGUCUCCCAGGGCAAAACUGCACAGUGGUUUUGGGGCAGUGGGGGGGGGGAGCUACUGGAGAGGACCUUCCCCUAGCACUUCUCUGCUCUAGAUGGUACGCUACUGAGGUGGUGUUUCCAGGCUCCUCACCACCACCACCACAAAGGCUAAAGGGCUCUUGUUAUAAGGUGUUUGUGUAACAUCAAGUUUGAACUUUCAAGGUUCCAGAGGAAGGAUGAUCAAAGUCCCACCCCACCUUCCUUAGGACUACAUAACACUUGCAUGCCCUGAGGGGGUGGCAGAAGAUCCAAAAGACCAGAUCAAAGAGCUUGUAUCUUCAGAGAGAACUCUCUGUUCUGUAUUUUGUAGCAUUUGCAUUUUAAAUUGCAAACUACCUUAAGGUGCUUUGGCAAAAAUAAAUGAAAUGAAAAAGGACAUUUAUAAAUGGGUCAAGCAAGCAUUCUGUGCUAUAAUCUCCCCUCUCUAAAAGCUAAGUUUGCAUGGAUGCCAUGGUGCCAUGCAAAGAUAAAUGAACUAGGGAAGGAACCAAAAUGUUUAUUUAGAGCUGUGUAGUGAAAACCAAAACAAUUCUGGUAGCCUCUUAAAGAAGGCAUAAAGAAGCUUAUGCCAACCUGGUGCCCUCCAGAUUCUCUGGACUACAACUCCCAGGAGCUCCAGCCAGCAUGGACAUGGUAGCUGGGGUUGAUAAGAAAGACUCUUCCACCCCCCACGCAAGUCUAAGUAUGUAUUUUUGUUCCUAGUUUGAGGCAUGAGAAGGCUCCAAAACUUUGAGUGAGGAAGCAACCAAGCUCCAUUAUUUAGAAUGAAGGUGUGGAAUUAUUCUAUUGCCAAUGCCUAUAUUUUGCAAAUGCGAUGUUAAGGAACACUCUUCUGCUAAUCAGCACUUCCUGAGGGUUUGGGGGGAGACCCAGUGAUAUCCAUUAGGCAGGGGUCAGCAAACUUUUUUUGGAGGGGGCUGGUUAUCCAGUCUCCCAGACCUUGUGGCGGGCCACACUGCGUGCGCGUGGCAGAAAUGUCUUCUUUUUUUUUUUUUUUAAAUAUUUUAUUAAGGAUUUUCUUGUUUUACAGAAGUGUAGUGCCUCGUAUUUUUUUUCCCAUGUAACAUUUUUACAAAUCCGUUUCAUUUGUUGAGGCAUUAGGGGGAGAAGAAAAAAGAAAAGAAAAAGAAAAGGGGGGUGGAGAGAGGGAAGAUGGAUGGGGGUGGGGUCGGGUGGCGGUGUUUCUAUUAUGUUUAAUGUAUGUAGAGUUUGGUGUCAGCGUUGCUUGUGUUGUUCACUUGUGUUCCUUUGGUGGUGAGAGAGGUUGGGGUUGGCCUAGGGUGUGAUUGUUUGCUUGUGAUUGGCUGUGGUGAUCUUUGUUUUCGUGUGUGAGUGAGGUGGGUGGGUGUUUUGGAUCAGGUUAGCCAUAUUGAUUUGUAUGCUGUUGGUGGAUUAUUGUCAUUGUCCUGUUGGGCUGUGUAUGUGAUAAAUGGGAGCCAUACCGGGGUGAAGGCGUCUUCUUCUGUUUGUCCCCGUGUCAGUUUCAGUUUAUUAGUUAAUUUUUCUAGUAGGGCUGUUUCCCAUACUAUUUGGUACCAUUGGUCCAUGCUUACUCCUGACAGGUCUCUCCAGUGUCUGGUUAUGGUGUUUCUGGCUGCUGAGAGCAGGUGGGUUAUGAGUUCUUUGUGGUGUAAAUGGGCAUUGUUGUCUUGGAAGAUGUUUAGUAGGGCCAAUUCUGGGGUGAUGUCUAUUACUUGCUUAGUUAUUUUACAUAUUUCUUGUAUGGCUGUUGUCCAGAAUAGUUGGAUUUUGGGACACUCCCACCACAUGUGGAGGUAUGUGCCUGUGGAGGUGCACCCUCUCCAGCAUUUUGGUGAGGUUCCUGGGUGUAUUAGCGCUAGUUUCCUUGGUGUUAGGUACCACCUGUAGGUGAGUUUCAGUGUGAGUUCUUUUCUUUUCGUUGAUAUGGAUUUAAAGGGGGUUUAGACCACAUUCUGGUCCAUUGAGUGGGGUUAAUCUCAUAACCUAUGUCAUUCUCCCAUUGUUUUUGAUUGCGUCUAGGGGAUUUACAGGAUUUUGGAGUAGUAUUUUGUAUAUUGCGGAUACCGUCCCUUUACCGUUUCCCUUUGUUGUUAGGAGGAGGUUUUCGAAGGUUGUCAGGGGCCUAGUUGCUGCUGAUUUUACUGUUGGGUUGUUUAAGAGGGCAUGAAGUUGGUGUUGUGUUAACCAGGGCAUUUGGGUGUCUUCUAGUUUGUCUUGUAUUUCUUGUGUUGACAAGGGUUUGUUAUUUUUAUAAAAGUCUAUUAGGCGAUAUAAGCCUUUGGUUCGCCAGGUUUUUAUCUUGAGGUUUUGUGCUGCACGGUGGAAUAAUGGGUGGUACGCCAGGGGAUUAGUGGGGAUGGGGUUGGGGAUAGUUUGCCUAUUUGUGUUUUCCAUGCUUUGAGCAUGGUCUGUGUGUACCUGUUAAGUGUUGUGGGAAUUUUCUUUAGUUUGUUUGGGAGGAGUGGGUAUGUUGUGGUGCAGGUGUUUUCAAUUGUGUCCCUCUCUAGGUGUACCCAUUGUUUUGUCUCAUCUUCUAGUAUAUAUGGGAUUAUGUGGCGUAUUUGGUUGGCAUUGUAAUAUGCUUCUAUGUUGGGGAUUCCCCAUCCUCCUUCUGAGGUGGGGAGGUGCAGGUAUUUGGGGCUUAUUCUUGGUUUUUUAUGUGAGAAGAUGAAAGAGUGUAGUUUUCUCUGCCAACUGCGAAGUUGGGUUGAGGGGAUCCAGAUUGGGGGCAGAAAUGUCUUCUCUCUCCUCCUCCUCUACGCAGGGCGGGGAGAAGGGCGGGGAGAAGCCGGGAGGAGGGAGGGAGGAGGCACCGCAGUGUGUGAGAAGGAGAGGGAGAAAUGGUGCCCCCCAAAAACGGCGGCACAGGGGGAAAAAAUAACGAACAGAAUCUACGCGAUCCAUGGACCAUCCGUGGGCUGGAUCCUGAGGGCAAUUAGGCCAGAUCCAGCCCGUGGACCAUGGUUUGCUGACCCCUGCAUUAGGAUAUAGCCAGAUAUCAUUACCAAAAAUAAAAUACAGCCUAAUUCCUUUCUACAAUUUAAAAACCUUGCUCUUCACAACACUAGAUCUGAAAGAUAGUGAGACAGAAGGUGAUUCUGAUUCUAGCACCAAGCCAACAAAAACUGAAAAAAAGAAGAGCACAGCUUCCAUGUUUCAGGCUGGGGCAGAAGGUGCCAAGGAGAAGAAAACUAAAAAGAAAGGUAGGUGCAGCAUCAGCCCCUUUCAAACAGUGAGCAGGGUAAGGAGAUGGAGCAAGAAGGUACAUUCGGCUAAGACCAAAACACAGUCAUUGCAGCUGGUCCAGCAACUUUAGCUAAUGCAGAAUGCUGCUGCCCCACUGUUGACAUGCUCAGAUAAUAAUAAUAAUAAUAAUAAUAAUAAUAAUAAUAGUUACUGUAGCCUGACCUUGGUUGAUGCAAUUAUGUUCAUUAAUUUGUUAACCCCCAGAAAUAAGCAGAGUUGUCUUACAGUUACCUUGUAUCCAUUAAUGGUUUGUGUUCUAAAAGGAAAUUUUAUAAUCGCUAUGGGGACUUCAUAAAAUGUAUGGACCCCCACCCCCCACUUCACAGAUUGAAUACAGAAAAGUCCAAGUCAUCAGGAUCCUAGACUAGAGAACAAGAUGCUGGACUAGAUGGGUCUCCAACCUGCUCCACCAGGACUCUGACAAAGGCCAGUCUGGAUACUCACUGGGUGGCCACUAAGCAGAGUGUUCUUUUUUUCCUCCAGCUCCUCCCAAAGCCACUGAAAAUGAAAGUGAGGAUGAGCCCACAGAAGCAGUAGCUCAAAAGAACACCAACAAGAAAGGAAAAACAAAGAAAUCCAAGAAGGUAGAUAGCUGGGAAUGCUCCUAAGGGGCAUGUGAGGGAUUCAAAAUCCCCUUUGAAAGAAGGUGCUUUGUGAAAGUCAGAGCAGUUUCUUUAGCGAAGUCAUUUCUUGUGGGGGAGGGACUACAAAUCUUUACCAAAAGCAGGAAUAAAGCUAUGGUGUAUUAUUAACAGUGCUAGCCACCUCUCUGCAUUGAAACAAAGGCACUGUACAGGCACACUGUCCACUUCCCCAGCUUGUCUUCCUCAGUUUUCUUAAUAUAGGACCAGCUUCCAGAAUAGACAAUUAAAUUACAGCUGGGGAAGCAAAUUUCCAGCCCAGGUUGCAACCUUGUUCACCUUUGCUGCUGUCUCGCUUUUCUAUACGACAUUCCUGAUCUGAGAAACCAACCAUGGAUUCCCUGAUGGGGAGGACAUGUGAUUUCAGAGAGUGCGCCAGUCUCAGUUCACACAGAGACCAGCCACUGUUGCCCCUUAAACCUCCUUCCCAGUGCAACCUGGCCCUUUGUCCCAGGAUGCUCUGCUCAGAGAAUCCAGGGGUCACACUUGAGUUUUUUAAGCAAGUGGAAUUUAGGUAGCAGGAGAUCUACUGCAACAGACCGCGGGGCAGGGAAACUAGCCAACCAAGCAACCAGGAUAGACAUGGUUGGGGAUGAGGCCAUAUAUGUGAUGAUGCUGAAGAAGAAAAAGAAACACAAACACAGCAGGUGACUAGUGGAGGUCAUGCUGGAAAGCCUGGGGCAGAACAAUGUCCUUGAAACAAACCUCCCUUCUCUUUCUUGGUGCUGGACUGUAGAAGGAAGAGAGACCGCCUUCCCCAGUCAUUGAAGUGGACAAUCUGGAGGAAUUUGUGCUACAGCCAGCUCCGCAAGGAGUGACCAUCAAGUGCCGGGUCACUCGAGACAAGAAGGGGAUGGACCGGGGCCUCUAUCCUACAUACUACCUUCAUUUGGAUAAUGACAAAAAGGUGAGUUGCUCAGUGGGAGUGUUGCCUUUUGUGCAGAAACAGAGAUGGCCCUGCAGCAAAGCCACUUAUAAGGAUGGGUAAAAAGGGCUGAUAAAUAUAUCCAUCUUGGUAGAGAUCCUAUGUCAACUUCUUUUCCAAGGGCCAAACAGGUUGCAUGCAUUAAUCACAAAACAUGCGCUCUCUCUCUUUUGUUAUGUAUGUAGAAGCUGCUGGGGAAGCCUGAGCGGCCUCAGAGCCAUAGGGAAAGGAGAAAGGAAAUUCAACACACACUCUCCCAAGGCUGCUCAAGUUUUCCCUUGCUUGGAGAGGCACACACAGCAAUCUCUUCUCACAAGUGCAGCUGUACAUAGGGGAGGAAAUGGAUCAAACUACUCUUGAGAUAAAAAAAUUUAAGCUGAUUUCCAUUCCUAUCUACAGAAUGCACACAACUCUGGAAACGGGAGCCUCGGCCCAAUUUGUCUCUGGCAAACCAAUAUGCGCUCACUGUUGCUGUGGCUCUUUGGCUUCUCUUCUUUCUCUAAUUGUGAAACGGAGCUAUUUCACAAUUUUAAAGACUCUUAACAAGAGGAAACCAGUAAUUAAACCCCCUCCACCCCUUGUGCACAGAACAGAAACUGCCUAAUGAAGGGGGUAAUUUAUCCCUAAUGCUGAAGCAACUAGAGAUGGAAGCGGCAAGAAGGAUGCUUCUAACUAAAGUCUCCGGAGAUGUUUGCCAAAUGGGACUUACCGUACUUUUAAGAAAACUUCAUGGGGAUGGGCGUUGCCAGAUAACACAGUUCUGUACUAAGUACCUUGUGGCACAACCACCUAAAUUCAUUUCCCAUCUGUGGAAAAGUAAUGCCUCAGCAGCCCUAAAGGCAUGUAGCGUGGAAGCUACCUGAGGACUUAAAAUAACAACAACAACAACAACAAUUGUGGAUGGAGCUCGGGAUUUUUGUAUGCAUUACAGUCAGAAACUGCAGCUGUCGUUACUUCCACCUGUCUCUUGCAGGUCUUCCUACUGGCUGGUCGCAAGCGCAAAAAGAGCAAGACCUCUAACUACCUGAUUUCCAUGGAUCCCACUGACUUGUCUCGGGAUGGAGAGAACUUCAUUGGAAAGCUGAGGUUAGGCUUGACAUUAAGAUGUGGUUCAGACAUAACAGGACACUCUGCAGGGAGCAAUGCCAUCACACAACAUAGGGUUCCCUUUAAAUACAGGAAGGCUGAUAAAAACAAGCUAGCUUUUGUGUCUGGGAAAGAUUCAUUUCUGAUUGGUUCCCAAUUUCUGUCUAGUUGGGGCACAUUUACACAGAAGGGAGCCAGUGAGAUAGCCUUUUAGUUAUGGCCCUCCAGAUGUUUCCAGACUGCAACUCCCAUCAUCCCUGAGCAUUGGCCAUGCUAGCUGGGGCUGAUGGGAGUUGGAGUCCAACAACAUAAAAAAGGGUCUCAAAUUCCCCAUCUCUGCGAUAGAUGGCUUGCUUUAUGCAUUUUGUUGCUGCAAGGUGCCACGAACUGGGAUUUCCCUGCUUGGAAUUACUCCAAAAGCAACUCUAAUUAUUAAGGAGGGAACUCUCCACACUACAAUAUUUUGUUGCAGGUCCCACUGGUUAUUACUAUUAUUGUGUAUAGGUAAAGGUAAAGGGACCCCUGACCAUUAGGUCCAGACGUGACCGACUCUGGGGUUGCGGCGCUCAUCUUGCUUUAUUGGCCAAGGGAGCCGGCGUACAGCUUCCGGGUCAUGUGGCCAGCAUGACUAAGCCGCUUCUGGUGAACCAGAGCAGCGCACGGAAACGCUGUUUACCUUCCCGCCAAAGCCAUACCUAUUUAUCUACUUGCACUUUGACGUGCUUUCGAACUGCUAGGUUGGCAGGAGCAGGGACCAAACAACGGGAGAUCACCCCGUCGCGGGGAUUUGAACCGCCGACCUUCUGAUCGGCAAAUCCUAGGCUCUGUGGUUUAACCCACAGCGCCACCCGCGUCCCUAUUAUUGUGUAUACAGCACCAUAAAUGUGCAUGGCAAUUUACAGUGUUGCAUGGCUAAAGUCCCACAUUUUCAGUGCUACUUUAGCUUAUUUGGGCAGCCCAUACUGACCUCCCAAGUAGCAGGAUUGCAAACAAGCUUAUAUGUGAGGGGAGGGGGAGGGUAGUCUUUGCAUAUUUACAUUGCAGAUGGUGCUCACAGGUAAAUCAAAAAAGUCCAGAACACAGGAAGCUGCUUUAUGCAGAGUCAGACCAUUGGUCCAUCUAGAUUAAGUGAUCAAGCAGUCUUUGCCAGCCCUGCCUGGAGAUGCUGGGGAUGGAACCUGGGAUCUUUGGCAUGCAAAGCCUGAGCUUGCCACCAAGUUACAGCCUCUCCCUUAAAGUGUGGCCUCUCUUUCCCCUGGUGCUGAGAUUUGUCAAUAAUUACACCCCUAGCCCAGCAAGCCAGACACACCCUGUUAUCAGAUCUGGUAUCAAGAUUGUCCCUCGGGGCAGGGCAGAAGUGGUUUAGCCGGUUCUUAUCCAGAGGAGAGGCAUGUCGCAAUUUAAUAGGCCUGGGCAUUUGGAAAUACUGAAGAUGCCCUGAUUGAGUGACCUUUCCAUUCCCUUCUUAUCCCAUCCCACUCCCAUAUUCCCUCCCUCUCUUACACACUCACAUAUAUAGACUAUACCCACAUUGAUGCAAAGUAUACCUGGUUAACUCAAUGUUAUGGUGUUUAUUUUAACAGAAAAGGGGUAAUUGUGCAAAGGGGUUCCUUGACUCUGAAACCCUCAUCUGCUUUGCCUGAUUGCUGUGGUGGUUUUUUGUUUUUUGUUUUGCUUUUAGAUCCAAUUUGAUGGGCACUCGGUUUUCGGUGUUUGAUAAUGGUGUGAAUCCUGACAGAGCAAAUUCGGAUUGGUCAAAUGUGCGCCAGGAGCUUGCAGCUGUUGUUUAUGUAAGGAACCGCAUUGUGCCACUCCAUCUUUUCUAGCCAUAAUCUCCUGGGCAGCUGCUUUCAAUGGCUAGAAUAGGGGUCAGCAACCUUUUUCAGCUGUGGGCUGGUCCACCGUCCCUCAGACCAUGUGGUGGGCCAGACUAUAUUUUGGAAAAAAACAUGAACAAAUUCCUAUGCCCCACAAAUAACCCAGAGAUGCAUUUAAAAUAAAAGGACACAUUCUACUCAUGUAAAAACACGCUGAUUCCCGGACCGUCUGCGGGCUGGAUUGAGAAGCUGAUUGGGCUGCAUCCGGCCCCCAGGCCUUAGGUUGCCUACCCCUGGGCUAGAAUAUGCUUGUGGGUAUCUUUCCCAAGGGAGGCUUGAGAACUCUUUGUCUGCUGUAAAAACUGUUCCCGAGUGGAACAGAGUCUUAAUGCCAACCGGUUAGUGUCACCCAAUGAAGGUAAAAUCUGCAGGAUCUACAUUGCAUGGAGUGGCUGGGGAUAAUUCAAGGCUGGGGGUGGAGUUAUGCUUGUCAUAAAUUGAUGCCUUUUCAAAUCUAACCUAGAUGUUUCCAAGGCAUGUGUUACAUUAGCCAAGUCCCUGUCCAAUCCGCUUACUUUUUAAACCACCCUGCCAUAUUUCAGUCCAGCCAAGAGUGGUCCCUUAUCCUCUGGGAACCAAAAAGGUAUCUAUAUCCACAGACAGGUAAAGCAAAUGCUGCAGCUGGCACAAGAUUCACCCGACUCCAUUAUUGCGGACAUGAAUGCUCCAGGGCUUCUCUCAAGGCACAUGCCCUUAUAAGAAUGGUAGUUGGUUAGGAGUUGCUUGGAAUUAUAACUCUGAUAGGGUUAAACUGCACUACCCAGAAUUCUUAGAGGGGAAAUAAUAAGCAAUAGUGUUUACCUAACAGAACAAUCAUGUUUGCCAUCUCCAGAUGCAAGCACCUUCAUAUCAUCAAUAUCUCCUCCAUUCUCUAGGCUAGGGACAGGCAGAAGAUAGAUCCUGGCCCUGAAAACAAAUUAUUGAGCUGAGCAGCAUGUGCUCAGAGGCACCCUGUUCUUUAAUUUUAAAUGUACCGUAUUUCUUCUCUCCUGAGUCACUAUUUUGCAUCUGACUGCUUGGUGGACCUUGGGUCUUUAUUAUUAUUUAAGUACUUUUUAUUAGUUUUUUUCCCAGAUAUACAAAUAGUUCUGAGCUAGAGUGUAUUGUCAAACAGCCAUUCUUCUCCAUACACAAAAUAAAUUGUGAAGCAUAUAAUAAAAACAUUCUUUAAACAAACAACACAAAACCUUGGGGGUUUUAUUUGAGAGAAGAAAGGUAGAUCCCACAUGCUGACAUUUGAUCAUCACUGGCAAAUACUCUUGCCAGGCUAAGAAGGCAGGGAAAGGAAGGGUUUUGUUUAAAAAACAACAACAGUGGUAUCUAACUCCUUUUCAGGUUAUAGCAGGUUAUGUUUUAUAUGUUGGGAGGAUGCAACACUACCAUGGCAAAGCUAUAGCACAAGCUUGAGACUGACAGAAUAGCUGCUUUAAGCUGUUACGAAUCAGUUGGUUUGGGGGAAUAUAAACAAAUUCAUAAUGUUUUGAGGAUAUGUGACUGUGAUUGAGUUAUAAGCGUUCUGGGUUUUCUGUUUCAGGAGACAAAUGUAUUAGGGUUCAAGGGACCUCGAAAAAUGACAGUGAUUAUCCCUGGAAUGAAUUCAGACAAUGAGAGGGUGCCAAUCCGACCCCGAAAUGUAAGUUACCAACAUGAUAAGCAUCUACAACACACUCCUAGAGGCCAUCUGGGGGAAAGGGAGAUGGGAGAUUUUGAUGCCUAAGUGCCAGCACUGUGGUCUCCAGCCAGCCUGGCACCACCAAUGGAACAAUAAAAAGGGCCCCCAGGGCCAGAGGGGGCAGGGACCUCCUUUCAAAAAAUAUGAGCAACUAAAAUUAGGAGGGGCAGAAGGCCUUGGUAGGAUUGGCAGGUGUCUCUCAGUGCUGUGUACACACUUGGGGUAGAAUACACCUAACAAGUCCCCUCAGUGCAAACCGUGUGAGGUCUUCCGCUGUCACAAAGGGGGCUUUCCCCCUCUGUCCUCUCCCUGCAGGCCCUCCCCCCAACUGGCUCGGAGGCGUCUGAAGAAUCCUCAGAACAGGGGAAGGAAAAGGGAUUAUUCCAUCUAGGCAAGUUGAUAUCCUUGCACUGAUGGGAUGUUCACCAUAGCAUGACACCCUUAAUAUACUGGAACCUUAAUAUCCUAUCAUGAUAGGAUGUUCCUAGUGCUACCCAAUCACUGCUUUGCUAUUUUAAGUUACAAGUGGAAUUGCAAGUGAUUUUCCACAUUCAGAGUCCUGAACCUUUGUUUUGGCCACACUGGUGGCCUUGAGGAAGCUGCGAUAGUUGGGUCCAUUUGCAUCUCAGCCCACAUUCAGUAUAACUGUUGCAGUGGGUGCCAUUUAUGACCCUGGUUUUAUUUUAUAUUACAGUGGUACCUCAGGUUAAGUACUUAAUUCGUUCCGGAGGUCCGUUCUUAACCUGAAACUGUUCUUAACCUGAAGCACCACUUUAGAUAAUGGGGCCUCCUGCUGCUGCUGCUGCUGCUGCACAAUUUCUGUUCUCAUCCUGAAGCAAAGUUCUUAACCCGAGGUACUAUUUCUGGGUUAGCGGAGUCUGUAACCUGAAGCGUAUGUAACCCAAGGUACCACUAUAUUUCUUAAUCAGUCCUCUCAUUCCCACAUAAAAAAAAAUAAUGAAAGUGAGGUAUAACACUAUAAUACUAUACAGUGGUGCCCCGCAAGACGAAUGCCUCGCAAGACGGAAAACUCGCUAGACGAAAGAGUUUUCCGUUUUGGAGGUGCCUCGCAAAACGAAUCUGCAAUGGGCUUGCUUCGCAAGACGAAAAUGUCUUGCGAGUUCCUGGUUUUUUUUUUUUCCUUUCCCCCCUCUUUUUCUAAGUCGCUAAGCCGCUUAUCUGCUUAUCUGGUAAGCUGAUAAGCUGCUAAAAGCCGCUAAAAGCCGCUAAAAGCCGCUAAUAGCGCUAAUAGCGCUAAUCCGCUAAUCCCGUCAAUGGGCUUGCUUCGCAAGACGAAAAAACCGCUAGACGAAGACACUCCCAGAACGGAUUCUUUUCGUCUUGCGAGGCACCACUGUACAUGGCCCCUUAUCUCUGGGAACCAGAAAGGUAUAUCCACAGACAGAUAAACCAAAUGCUGCAGCUGGCACUGAAGCGUGUUUGGAAAUGAUUUAAUUUUGUGCUUUUCUCACAUUUCUUGCCAGGAUAAUGAUGGGCUGCUCAUCAGAUGGCAGAACAGGAUAAUGGACAACUUAAUUGAACUGCAUAACAAAGCCCCAGUGUGGAAUGACGAGACCCAGUCUUACGUGCUCAACUUCCAUGGCAGAGUUACUCAUGCCUCUGUCAAGAACUUCCAGAUUGUCCACAGCAAUGACGGUAAGUCCUAUGGAAUCCUCUUGGCCCAUAAGACUGAAGGCAGACCUCAAAGAAUCAUAGAACUGUAGAGUUGGAAGAGACCACGAGGGUCAUCUAGUCCAACCCCCUGAAAUGAAGGAAUCUGUGACCCAACGUGGGGCUUGAACCCACAACCCUUAAAUUCUCAUGCUCUACUGACUGAGCAAUCCUACAUUGUGCUAACUUAGGAGGUCAACCAGGAUUGGCUCUGGAAUUAUUGCUACUCUAGGCAAUAAAAUGUGUGGAGCAAGGUAGUCCUUGUAUUAUACUCUCCAUUUCAACAGACAGCUUGUAAUCUGAAGAGAGAUGGGGCAGAAAGGAAAGGUAUAAUGACAGCGUCAUUAUAUUACCUAUGUUGGGGUUUGCUUUUCUCUCACAUUUAUGCUUUGCCAAUAAAUUGCUUGGGAUGCUGGUUCAUUGUUAACAAUAGUUAUAGAACCAAUCAGAUUUGGAGACAAGGCAUGCAGAAAGCUGGAUAAGCAGACGCUUUUGACUCAGAUGCUAGCUGAGUGUCAAAGCAGACUUGAAAUUGUGUCUGCUGUAUGAGGGCUGUGUGGUCACACAAUGGCUUCAAAAGGACUGUUUGCCACGCAUAAUAGCAUGCUCAGGCGACCGCUUCAUGCCUGAACCACACAUCUAUCUGUGGCAUAGUAGCCACUUGAAACUGCAGCUGUGUGAAACCAACACUCAGGAGGAGGUUCAGAUGAGAGAGUUUUAUGGUGGCAUGUUGACAAUCUCUGUGAUUGCAUGGGAAGCUCUUUUCCAUGAAUGACUUGCCACAUGGAGUUGCCUCUGUGCAAUUGGUUGUGUUUCCUCCCCCAAAUGCCAACCACCUCACAGAGUACAUGUGUGGACCAGGACUUACCUAAAAAGAAAAGGCAGCAGAGUUUGGAAAUAAGUUGUCUGAGUUGUUGUGUAAUUUAGGCCAGAGGAAACCAGAAUGUCCACUUUCCAGAUACAAGGAUACCUGACCUAUCUGCUGUGAGAAGAACCUUCCUGAAGCCUGUACUCUGUAAUCACAAUUUGGGAAUGUGUUGAGUUUUACAACCAGACCUGAAUGAGCCACCAAACUCUCUAAGGAGUUUGCCUAAACGUAGACAGGAAGGGAGGCAUGCACAAAUCAUCCACGAGAGGGAGCAUGACAGUCAGAAGACAGGAAUAAUAAGGGUUUGGGUUCCUUGCUAAGCCCCUUGGAUCUGCUGAAUGACUUGGAGCCAAGCUUUUGUCUGGUUUUGUCUCUGUGUUGUUGGAAUUCUUCCUGGGUAUGCUUCAAAGUUUUGAGUGUUAAUUUAUGAGACACUCGUAAACUCUGAUGAUGUACACAAGGUGUUCCUGAUUACUCAAAAUAGUCAUCCAGUUUCUGAUGGGGCUAAUCCAAAAUGGCCAAUAACGGGUACCACUUGGGCACUAAUUGCCCAAUUGAUGUAGCCUCCAACUCAAAAGAACUGUUCUGGCAUUUUCCAUUAGACAUGAAAUACCUUGGGGUACAAGAUGCCAAGGACUGCAUUGAUUUCACUCAAGAGGCACGUGCAAAUAGUGUUAGACUUCUUUAUGUAAUAAAAAUCUAAAGGGUUAGUGUUGAUAUUUUGAGUUAGCAUAUUCUAUAGGCAGAACAAGGGAUUCCAGGAUCCCUUAUGCCUUUGAUGAUGAUUUGGGUCACUUACACAGCUCAUAAUAUAAGUUUUCCUAUGCCUCUAUGAAACCCUCUAAGGAUAACAGCAAAUACACAAUAAUUGAUCCAAGGGUGACUAAGCUAAGAUCCCCUGAUCUUGCCAAGGCCUGCCAACUACGGUAGUUUUCAAGCUCUGAUUCAUCCUUGAACGUACUAAUCAGAAGUGCAAUUCAUUUAGGGGUUGCUAAAUGAGAUAAUAUGGGAUGAAUUUACUAAAUAAGAUCAAAAUUAAGACUGGGGUGGACUUUGAUAAUCUCUGGUAAUAUGGUGCCUUGAGAAAGACCAAAAUUUGGUGCCCAUAAACAGAUCAUCAUCAUCAUCAUCAUCAUCAUAUUUGUACCCUGCACACCUGACUGGGUUGCCCAAGCCACCUUGGGAGGCUUCUCAAUUUUGUGCCCCCUGUCAGUGUUUGUAAAAAGCAAAAAAAAAGAAGGAAAGGGUUCUGACCUCCCUUUGUCUCCUCAGCCUGGUCCUCGGACCCUUGUCAGCACAAAAGAGUCCACGAGAAUAUCCUUGCAGAGUUUUAUUCUCAAAAGUCUUUGUGCAAAACACGACUGAAUAACUAUACACACCAGCACUAACCAACCAACCCAAACACCAGCCUCAGCACAAACUAACAUUUCUCACUUUAUAUAUACAACCUGCUGCAGGCCGCUGAGUCAUGCUGACCCAGCUUUAUUCGCAUUAAAGAAACAGCGGCCAUUUUAGCCGUGACACCCCUUCUGUUUCUUAAAUGCGAAAAACCCCAACAGAAACAAUACAUACACACAUUAUAUACUAUCUACAUAAACCCAGUUUUGUCAUCAGUUCAUUAUGGCAUGUUGCUGGCAAAGGCUUAGUAAACAAAUCAGCAAUAUUAUCUUGUGAUUGACAAUACUCCAGUUUGAUUACCCCAUUGUGUACACAAUCUCUCACAUUCGCAUGACGGAUAGCAAUAUGUUUUGAUACGGAUUUCAUUAUUUCCGAGCCCGCUAAUGCAAUGCACAAUUGGCUAUCUUCAUACACUUGGAUAGGCAAAUCAACUUUACAAUCUAGAUCUUUUAGUAUCUGUAUAAACCACAAGAUUUCAUUGCAUGCUAGUGACAGGCUCCCAUAUUCUGCCUCACAGGAUGAGGUCGCAACAAAUCCUUGUUUCUUUGACCUCCAUCCAAUUAUGGAAUUGGCAAACAUCAUAACCAUUCCACUUGUAGAUUUUCUGGUAGCUACACAGCUUCCCCAGUCCGCAUCAACAAAUACUUCUAGUUUUUCAUCUUGUGUACUAGAUAUCUUCAAACAUACAUUUAAUGUCCCCUUUAGAUAUCUGAUAAGCCUUUUCAAAGCACACCAAUCAGCAGUACUGGGUUUAGAUACACGUUGGCUCAGAACAUUUGUAGCACAUGCAAUGUCUGGCCUUGACCACUGGCUUAAAUACAACAGUGAUCCUAUUUUUGAGUGAUACAACUCAGGCUGAUCAAAUUCAUCAUCACACACUGUCUUUGGGAAAUCUGGUGUCAUGGGAGUCUGAACUGGCUUGCAGUUUUCCAUGCCAAACUGCUCUAUCAAAUGAAGAAUUUUCUCUUUCUGACUCAAUAGGAAGCUUCCAUCAGCUUCCUGCCUUACUUCUACUCCCAAGUAAUUGCUUACAGGCCCUAAGGAUUUAAGCUUAAACCUCUUUUCCAGUUGACUUGUGAGCUUCUGGAUCUCAUCUGUGGAACUCCCUGCCACAAGCAAAUCAUCAACAAAGACUAAGAGCAUUAGAUAUUUGUUGCCUGUCCCCUUGGUGUACAGGCAUGGAUCAGCCACACUCCUUUUAAAACCAAGUUUUACAAGGGCUUCAUUUAAACACUGGUUCCAACACCUUCCACUUUGUUUGAGACCGUAAACAGCCUUUUUCAAACGCCAGACUGCACCAUUCUUCUCUUCAAACCCAGGGGGUUGUCUCAUUAACACUUCAUGGUCUAAAUUUGCAUGCAGAUAUGCAGCAUCAACAUCAAAAUGGUGCACUGCUAGUUGUCUUACAGCAGCAAUGGAAAGCAUUAAACGAAAAGUUUCACUCUUUACAGUGGGAGAAAACACUUCAUCAUAACUCUCCCCUUUAAUCUGAGUGAACCCUCUGGCUACUAAUCUGGCUCGAAAACGUGGUUCCCCAGAUGCAAGGGUUUUCCUUUUGUAAACCCACUUGCAUGACACCACUCUGCCACCAGGUGGCGGCAUUAUGACCUCAAACACUUUGUUACGUUUAAAAGAGUCCAUUUCUUCUUUCAUAGCUUGUUCCCACAAAGCACGUUCCCCAGGAGGUAAGUCUAAGACUUCAUUAUAACUUUGUGGUUCCACACAACUCACAUUGCAUACUCUCACUCCUCCUAGGGUCAAACGCUGAGGAGGUACACCCUUGUUUGAACGCUGGGAGCACCUAGGCACAACUACUUCUUCUUUCCCCCUUAUCUCUGGCUCUUCUUCCUCUUCCUCUAGAGAAGUAGUAUUAUCUAUUGCCACAUCUUUUGGGGAAAUCUGUGCCUCUUCCUCAUCCUGCUCCUGCAUUGCCAAUGGCUGAGAAGAAGCCUCUUCUCUUACUUGCAGGGGCAGUAGGCAAUCUGGGUUGGCAUGGAUCACAGUCCAUCUGUCCUGGUCAGCGAAGUCUGCACUUCGUGACAGAACCACGCGUCCUGGGCGUAAAUUGAAACGCCACCCUUUGCCAUAGGACUGGUAUCCCACAAACCGCAGUUUCUGCGCUCUAGCGCCCCCUUUCUGGCGCUGAGCUUUGGGGAUAUUUACAUGUGCCCAAGAACCCCAGUUAUGGAGCAUUGUCCACUCUGGUUCUUUCCCAAACAACACACGAUAUGGAAUAUCUUUUAUAGAGCUAGACCAGGUUCUAUUAAUCAAAAAGUUCGCUGUCAGAAAAGCCUCGCCCCACAGCCUAUGGUUGUGACCCAAUCCUGCAUCCACUAGCAGGCAGUCCUUUACUGACUGUAUUACAGCCCCACGUCUUUCACACAGACCAUUUUCAGCAGGGCUAUAAGGGUUAGUCAAGCGAUGAGUGAUCCCCUUACGUCGCAACCAUGCCCCAAAUUGUUUGUUCAGAAAUUCUCCGCCCCUAUCUGUUUGCAACUGCACAACAGGGUGAGCGAAGAGUUUUUCAGCUUGGGCAACCCAUUCUCUUAAUGUGGGGAAACACUCAGAUUUCUGCUUUAACAAAAACAACCAACUAAAACGUGAUUUAUCAUCUAUUACCAGAAAAGCAUAUCUGGCGCCCCCCUUCAGUCUUCUGUGGGAAAGGGCCUAUCACGUCACAAUGGACAAGUUCUAAAACCUCUUUAGAUACUCUGUCACUUUUAGAAGCCACAGGCUUCCUCUUAGAUUUGGCCAUUUUACAUACAUUGCAAUCUAGGAAACAGUUACAGCUGUUUACUUUUAGGUUCUUGCACACCUUUUGCAUCUCUGAAAGCACACGGAAAUUGGCGUGACCCAGUUUUCUGUGCAGUUCAUGUACACACCCCUUAUGAACUGGCAAAUUAUCCUGGAGCACCUGGGCUGCUUUAACAGGCUUGUCCUGCAUUACAUAUAACCCAUUUUCCAACUUUGCAUGGCCACAUACCUGAGUUCCAUUCUUUAUCAGACAGCCAUCCUGCGUGAACUUAACACUAUACCCUGCAUUAAUCAAACAGCUUACAGACAGUAAACAAUAGUCCAAACUGCUGACAAACAGAGUCUCUGGUAGAGUAGUGUUCAAGCACUGCAGGAAACAUGUUCCCUGGCCAUCAAUCUUGCUUCUACGACCAUCAGCAAGACAGAUUGAGUCAUUUCCAUCGGCUGGCUUCCCCAGGGUCUUAAAGUCCUCCCGACUAUUGCAGAUAAUCCUGCUGCUGCCAGAGUCCAGCAACCAUAUUCCUCAAGGUAUCUUCCUCUCCUCCCGAGAAAAUGCAGACACAAAAUGAGCAGAACGCGUGUUCUUCUUCCCUGAAGAGAACCCCUUCUGCUUACGUUUCUGCGUCGAUUGCUGUCUCUGCUCCAUGUCGUCUCCUGGAAGCCUAGCCCUGCAUUGACGUUGGAGAUGCCCAGGUUGGUUGCAUCUAUAGCACCUCCUCACCGCCAUGGCCAAGUCCAAACCUUGGCGUUGCUCCACUGGCAGAUUCUGCUGCUGGCCCCCUUUGCUGUAACUCCUCAGCUCUUGGAGUUCAGCCUGUCUAUCUGACCUUUUUUGUGCUUCUUCGGUCAAUCUUCCAACCACAUACUCAAGGGUCAGAUCUCGGGGACGCAUACUCUCCAUGCUGUUAAUUACUGGCAACCAGCUUUCAGACAAACUUGAAAGGAUAAUGUAGGUUUGGUCAGUCUCAUCAUAACGCUUACCUCUCUGCUGUAGUUGAAGAAACAGAGAUUUCAGCGUUUGAAGAUGAGUUGCCAAACUCUCACCUUCUUUCAUAACAGUCCUGAACAGCCUUCUGGUCAGAGAAAUUAUAGUUCCAGCAGUUUCUCUGACAUGCAUUGCCCUUAAUAAAUUCCAGCACUCAAACGCUGUGCUGGCAUUUGCUACAUGCAAUAACUGAGAGUUGCUCAAACACAGCAUAAUUUGGGCACGAGCCCUUUCAUCUAGCCGUUUUUUCUCAGCAGAGUCCCGUCUCAAAACCUCAGUUUCAACACAGUCCCAUAGUCCAUCUCUCCUUAACAACUGCUGCAUUUUAAUUGACCAACUCAGCCAGUUGCUUUCUGAGAGAAGUUCAAAAGGGAUGCCUCCCCCAAUAUUUACAACUUGGGAAGACUGGAAAUCUGCCAUCUCUGCUGGUGCUUGCUGAGCCCCUUCUGUGGGGCCUUCAGCAAGCUCUCCUGACUCUCUCUUUAGAGUCCAACUGGAUGGUCCUGGCUGGCACUCACCGGCUUCUAGCUGCUGCCUCUGUUGACCCUCAGGUCCCGCCUGGCUCUGCAACUGGUGUAGCCGCUCUGUGAGUCGCCUACUGUGGUCCUCUAGCAGUUCAAACUGUUCCAGUAGCUGACACUGAGUGCUUUGCUGAUCCUCAGAUCCUAGCCGCUCCAGCGUCGCUGCAGACAGUUACAGCUUGCCACCAACUGCUCCAACGCACAGCCACUGGCUCCAUACACCACCAGGACUCACCAGCUCCCUGCUGAGAUGCUGCCAGUCGUUUUGCACUCUGCACAUGCUCAGAAACACUGGGCCCAUAACCUGUCAGUGUUUGUAAAAAGCAAAAAAAAAGAAGGAAAGGGUUCUGACCUCCCUUUGUCUCUUCAGCCUGGUCCUCGGACCCUUGUCAGCACAAAAGAGUCCACGAGAAUAUCCUUGCAGAGUUUUAUUCUCAAAAGUCUUUGUGCAAAACACGACUGAAUAACUAUACACACCAGCACUAACCAACUAACCAACCAACCAACCCAAACACCAGCCUCAGCACAAACUAACAUUUCUCACUUUAUAUAUACAACCUGCUGCAGGCCGCUGAGUCAUGCUGACCCAGCUUUAUUCGCAUUAAAGAAACAGCGGCCAUUUUAGCCGUGACACCCCCUUGGCUGGGUGCCCUGUGUGGGGGAUCACAAAUUGGAAGAAAUGUUAUUCAUGAAAUGAGCAGCUGUGUGAAGGGCUUUUAAAAAGUAAGUAGCAGGACUGAGGUAUCUAAUUCUGAUCAGGACCCUGGCAGUAUGUGGUAGGCACUGGGGCUUAGCCUUGAUUGGGACCACACUAGGCUAAAGCCUCCCUACCACCAGGGUCAACAUCUAGACCCCACCCUCCUAGAGUUCCUAUUCCAUUCUUAAAAGCUAUUCCCACAACUGCUACUUGUGUCUCACUUAAUUUGGCCCACAUUACAUCCUCCUAAGGGGAUACAGGUGGUGCUGUGGAUUAAACCACAGAGCCUAGGACUUGCUGAUCAGAAGGUCGGUGGUUCGAAUCCCUGCGAUGGGGUGAGCUCCCACUGCUCCUGCCAACCUAGCAAUUCGAAAGCAUGUCAAAGUGCAAGUAGAUAAAUAGGUACCGCUCUGGCAGGAAGGUAAACGGCGUUUCCGUGUGCUGUUCUGGUUCACCAGAAGCGGCUUAGUCAUGCUGGCCACAUGACCAGAAGCUGUACGCCGGCUCCCUCGACCAAUAAAGCGAGAUGAGCGCCGCAACCCCAGAGUCGGUCAUGACUGGACUUAAUGGUCAGGGGUCCCUUUACCUUUACCUUACAUCCUCCUAAAGAGAGCGUACAGGUGGACCAAGUUGGAAACCAUAGCCCAAGCUUUGUGAUCAACGAGCUUAAAAGUCUCUCCAGUAUGUAUCCAACAUGCUGAAAUCAGCUGCAAACUUGAAAGUUUAUGCAAGCAGGAUCCAUAGUCUUUAAAAAUCUGAUUGGAUGUGCACAUUGCUGUGUGACUAUAAGAAUCUGGGCCUAAGCCUUUUGUGGUGUGUGUGUGUGUGCGCGCGCGUGUGUGCGCGCGUGCGCGUUCGUGCAUGUGCGUGCUUUGAUCUUGCGCUGGUUGAUGCUCAAAGAAGCAACUCUUGAUACAAAAAGAGGACAAAACGUUGACACUUCCAUCCCCCUUGCGAGUGCUGGGGCUGUGAGCACCCUGCAGAAUUCACAUGAGAGCAACAAACAUAGGCAGCCAAGCAAUUUCGCCGGGUGUAUGACUUGUCUGCUUGUCACCUGUCCAGCCCAAUCAGGGGAUGUUACUGUCUCGGGUGUAGGAUUACAGGACAGAAAGAACCUGCUCAGGGCCCCAGUUAUUUUUACAGAUUUCUUGUUGCUCUCAAUGGUAACAAAGGAAGUCAUGACCGAAGCAGUGAGUCAGAGAGACCUCUAGAAUACCACAAAUGUCUUGGUUAGGAAUUCUGUUGAGGGGGCAGGUCUCUAGGGGGGGAGGCAGCACAUAUUGGGUCUUGUGCUCUGUCCACCCAGCUGGAAAAAAGAAAUGUACUUACUUGGUAGCUCUGUUGCAGAAGAAGCAGGCAUUCAUUGCCCAGCAGGUGGCCAGUCAACUCCUGAACUCUGCUGUUCUCUUCCCUGUCCCAUCCUGUUCUUUUCUCCUUAGCAUUUGAAUAGGAGGGUCCGGAAUAAAAAGGUUUUGUUCAGCUCCAUGUGAGCCAUACUCCCUUAGCACUGGAAAUAGAGAUAUAAGCCAUAUGGUAGAAAACCUGUUCUCUUCAGGCAUUCUCUGGGAAGUCACCUCUGGUGACGACAUCUUAGGAACAUCCAACUUCCUUUCAAAUGUCUGGAGGCAGCUAUGCCAAGAUAGAAAUGCUACAAGGUUUUUUUGAGGGGGGCGGGGGAGAGUAUGAAAGUUUGGCAGCUCUGGAAAUGGGUCUUUCUCCAGAACCCCAUUCUUCUCAUGACAGUGGGCCAGUGGUGAAGAGUCUUUUUCAACUGGAAGGCACAGAGGACCAGAUGUUGUCAUUAUUCAUUUUGGGGUGGGGGUUAUGGCAUUGUAGCAGAGCCUAUUUUUGGUCCAUCUGCUGAACUGAUGGUGUGCUCACCUCUUUUCCUACAGUGGACUACAUCGUCUUGCAGUUUGGCCGCGUAGCUGAUGAUACUUUCACCCUGGACUACAACUACCCACUGUGUGCUGUGCAAGCUUUUGCCAUCGCCCUAUCCAGCUUCGAUGGGAAGCUGGCUUGCGAGUAG
Messenger RNA from Podarcis lilfordi (Lilford's wall lizard), 36726 nucleotides. The record is from the annotation of a GenBank genome assembly. Lineage: Eukaryota; Metazoa; Chordata; Lepidosauria; Squamata; Lacertidae.